Pundamilia nyererei is the source of this 5895-nucleotide messenger RNA. RefSeq names its product dedicator of cytokinesis protein 3-like. Gene Ontology annotation, molecular function: small GTPase binding; guanyl-nucleotide exchange factor activity. The record is from RefSeq and is a predicted model, not a curated record. Bases 918 to 5756 code for a protein of 1612 amino acids. Lineage: Eukaryota; Metazoa; Chordata; Actinopteri; Cichliformes; Cichlidae. Gene Ontology annotation, biological process: small GTPase-mediated signal transduction. The transcript has 39 exons. Gene Ontology annotation, cellular component: plasma membrane; cytoplasm.
UGCUGUAAAGUGAUGUCACGGCCGGCGUGUGUGCGCGUGCGCGAUACUGCACAUGCUCAGAGUAAUUCUAAGUGAGUUUAUAUAUUAUAUAUAUUUGCGUCUUUUAUUCCCACUCGUGGUCUGAGGGGUCAGCUGCUGUAGGCUCCUGUGCGCGUGCAGGCUGUGCAGACCAAACGAGCCCCCCCCCCUGACCACCUCAGCCGCGCUCCUCCACCCUGAUCCUCUUAAACUGACGGAGGCUUCCCCGCUGCUGCGCACGGCUCGCACGCAGACGGGACUGAGCUUUUUCUUCAUCUGCUCACGACAAGUUCAGCAGCUGCGACGGAAGGAAGCGAGGUUCAGACGCAUGGUUCAAAGACACAAGAGCACCAGAAGCUUCGCUCUGGAGGGAUGCUCACUGAGUGAGGACAGGAUUCCCGAGCCCGGACAGAACUUGACGGGAAACACGAGUGAUCGUGGGAUUUUCCUGAAUGGGAAAGUCUCGCGCUCUAAUGAAAUCCUCAUAAAUCAUAGUUCAUCUGCUCCGGCCGCCUUUUUGCUGAACCAAAUGCCACUCUAAUGCCCACAGGUGGGGUUAAAAGCCCCCUGUUUGGCUUGAAAUCGCCUUGACGCCCCUGUGGAGGAUUUCUCUGGCGGUUCGUUCCCGAGGAGCGCAGCACAGCCGCUGAGAUGGACCGACACACUGCGCCAUGCGUCACCGCCAACCUGACAGGAUACUAACCGUCAUUUAUUUAAGACAACUUUCACAUUUUCAGACUGGUUUAAGGUUUUUUUCCCCCCGUAGCCAUUUUCAGUAAACUUUUGCUCCGCGGUCCUCCUCGUCUUUCUCAUCGUCACUCGGAUUUCCAUGAAGCGACCCAUCGGGUGAUUAUAGCUACUUUCUUUAGAGGAUUUUGCUGUGGGUGCAGCGGGACAUCAUGUGGACGCCGACAGAGGAUGAGAAAAUUGGAGUGGUCAUCUGCAACUUCCGAGGCUCAGUGACUCAGGGUUUGGCUCUGGAGGUGGGGGAGACUGUUCAGAUCCUGGAAAAAUGCGAAGGAUGGUACCGAGGGUUCUCGACGAGGAAGCCAAAUGUCAAGGGAGUUUUUCCUGCCAGCUACGUUCACUUGAAGAAGGCCAUCGUCACCAACAGAGGGCCACAUGAGACUGUGGUGCCUCUCGAAGACCCCAUUGUCACCGAGGUCACGUCAACACUGCAGGAAUGGGCCUUACUGUGGAAGCAGCUCUAUGUGAAACACAAGGUGGAUCUGUUCUACAAGGUUCGCCACGUGAUGAUGGAGCUGAUAGACCUGAGAAGGCAGCUGCUGUCCGGUCACCUGACACAAGACCAGAGCAGAGACGUCAAGAGACACAUCACCGUCAGACUCGACUGGGGCAACGAACACCUCGGUCUGGACCUGGUGCCGAGAAAGGAGUUUGAGAUGGUUGAUGAAGACCAGAUCAGCGUGUCAGACCUUUAUAAGAUGCAUCUUUCUAGCAGACACAGCGUACAGCAGAGCACCACACAGGGCGACAACACCCGGCAGAGACAUGGGGAACCUUGUAGAGUUCCAGUACCUCAUCACCUGCUGGUCAAUCUGAAGAGCUUCACCUACAACAGCAUAGGCGAGGACACGGACAUAUUCUUCUCCCUGUACGACCUGAGAGAGGGAAAGACCCUCAGUGAGAAGUUCAUGGUGAGACUGAACAAGAACGGAGGUCCAAAGAAUCCAGAGAAGGUGGACCGGCUGUGUGCCCUCUUCACGGAUCUGAGUAACAAAGACAUGAAGAGAGAUCUCUAUAUUAUCUCACAAGUUAUCAGGACAGGUCGAAUGCUGCUGAAUGACAGUAAGAAGGGUCCCCCGCACGUCCAGUACCGUCGACCGUAUGGCUGUGCGGUCCUGGCCAUGAGCGACGUGCUGCAGACCAUCUCAGAGCUCAAAGAGGAGAAAGAUUUUGUCCUUAAAGUGUACACGUGUAACAAUGAGAAUGAAUGGUACCAGAUCCAUGAGAACAUCAUCCGCAAGUCCAGCACCAAAUACACGGCACCCAGCACCAACUACGGGCUGAUCAUCUCCCUGCAGCUGCUGAGGGGCGACAUGGAGCAGGUCCGCAGAGAAAACCCGCUCAUUUUCAGCAGGGGGGUGGCCAUCACACGCAAACUGGGAUUCCCAGAUGUCAUCAUGCCUGGUGACAUCCGUAACGACCUGUACCUGACACUGGAGCGAGGAGAUUUUGAGAGGGGAGGGAAAAGCGUUCAGAAGAACAUCGAGGUGACCAUAUAUGUGCUUUACGCCGACGGAGAAAUCCUCAAGGACUGCAUCAGUCUGGGUUCAGGUGAGCCCAACGUGCCAGAGCACCGCUCCUUUGUGCUCUACCAUAACAACAGCCCGCGAUGGAGCGAGGUGAUCAAACUGCCGAUUCCCAUCGACCGUUUCAGAGGCUCCCACCUGCGCUUCGAGUUCAGACACUGCUCCACAAAGGACAAAGGAGAGAAAAAGCUGUUUGGUUUUGCCUUCACGCCUCUAAUGAGAGAGGAUGGAACUACUCUCUCUGAUGAGAGCCACGAGCUGUAUGUCUACAAGUUUCUUCAGGACAUUCUGGACACCUUGUUCUCCAUCUUGGAUGACAACACAGACAAAUAUGGGCCGCUGGUUUUUCAGUCAUUGGUGUUCAUUAUAAACCUGCUCAGGGACAGUAAAUACUACCACUUCAGGUCGGUGAUGGACACUUACAUCCAGAAGCACUUUGCUGGAGCGUUAGCUUACAAAUUUCACCUUUCGCAGGUUAUCAACAUCCGCGAUAAACGAGGGAACACGGCUUUGGAGUAUCUGUUCAAGUUCAUCAUCCAGUCUCGGAUCCUUUACUCUCGGGCCACGUGUGGCAUGGAGGAGGAGCAGUUUCGCACCAGCGUCCAAGAACUCUUUCAGUCGAUCCGCUUCGUGCUCAGCCUGGACAGCCGCAACUCCGAGACGCUCAUCUUCACUCAGGCUGCACUUUUGAACUCGUUCCCAGCCAUCUUUGAUGAGCUGCUGCAAAUGUUUACGGUGCAAGAGGUGGCCGAGUUUGUGCGCGGCACCCUGGGCAGCAUGCCGUCCACCGUGCACAUAGGACAGUCCAUGGAUGUGGUCAAGCUGCAGUCCAUAGCUCGGACCGUGGACAGCCGGCUCUUCUCUUUCCCAGAGUCUCGGAGGAUCCUACUUCCUGUGGUCCUCCAUCACAUCCACCUGCACUUGAGGCAACAGAAAGAGCUUCUCAUCUGCUCUGGAAUACUCAGCUCUAUAUUCUCUAUCAUCAAGACCAGCUCGCUGGACACGUCGGUGCAGGAGGAGGUGGAGAUGAUGGUGGAGUCCCUGUUGGACGUCCUCCUGCAAACCCUGCUGUCAAUCAUGAGCAAGAGCCAAUCGCAGGAGGCGGUAAGGGGUCAACGCUGUCCGCAGUGCACCGCUGAGAUCGCUGGAGAGUACGUGUCCUGCCUCCUGUCGCUUCUCCGUCAGAUGACAGAUAUCCACUUCCAGCACCUGAUGGAAAACUUUCAGAGCAAAGAUGAGCUGAAGAACUUCUACAAGUCAGAGAUCAACAAAGAGGAGAUGUACAUCCGCUACAUCCACAAACUGUGUGACAUGCAUCUGCAGGCGGAGAACUACACAGAGGCCGCGUUCACCCUGCUGUUAUACUGGGAGCUGCUGCACUGGGACGAGCGUCCUCUGAAGGAGUUCCUGCAUUAUCCUGCUCAGACCGAGUGGCACCGCAAGGAGGGACUCUGCAGGAAAGUCAUCCACUACUUCAACAAGGGGAAGCUGCUGCACUGGGACGAGCGUCCUCUGAAGGAGUUCCUGCAUUAUCCUGCUCAGACCGAGUGGCACCGCAAGGAGGGACUCUGCAGGAAAGUCAUCCACUACUUCAACAAGGGGAAGUGUUACAUCAAACCUCCUGAAGUCUGGACUGUUUGUCUCCCUGCUUGUCGUGUUUUUCAGAGUCUGUGGAUAGAAAGGACGACUCUGAUCCUCACCCACCCUCUGCCCGGGAUUUCCCGCUGGUUUGAGGUGGAGAAGAGAGAGCUGGUGGAGGUGAGCCCGUUAGAAAACGCCAUCUCUGUGGUGGAGAAUAAGAACCAGGAGCUGCGCACUUUGAUCAGCCAGUACCAACACAAGCAGCUGCACGGCAACAUCAACCUGCUCAGCAUGACGCUGAACGGGGUCAUCGACGCUGCUGUUAACGGAGGCAUCGCCAGAUACCAAGAGGCUUUCUUUGAUAAGGAGUACAUCACGAGCCACCCUGAAGACACUGAGAAGAUCACACAGCUUAAAGACCUGAUGCAGGAGCAGGUUCACAUCCUGGGAGUCGGUCUGGCUGUGCACGAGAAGCUGGUGCACCCAGAAAUGCGUCCCCUGCACAAGAAGCUGAUAGAUCAGUUCCAGAUGAUGAGGAGCAGCCUCUGCCAUGGUCUGCCUGGUUUAGACAAGUCCGGUUCAGGGCCCAACACACCCAGAGGAAUCCUGGCCACUCACGGCCCCAUGAGCCCCGAGAGCUUCAAACUGAUGCACCGACACAGUCCCGUAGCUGUUCUGACUCCUGUGCGCAACUCCUCCUCCUCUCUCUCCUCUCACAACUCCAGUGAGAUGGGAAACGUUGGCAAUCUGCUGAUCCUGGCUGACGGCAUGGUAGUGGAACACCCCGAGGACUUCUACCGCAUGCAGGCGAGCCUGUCCUCCUCCAGUCUUAGCUCCACCCACUCUGCACCUUCUCAGAUGAUAAACUCCGCCCCCUCAACCAUCAGAGUCGGCUCUCCGUCUCUGCCUGACAAAUACAGACACAACAGAGAGAUGCUGAUGCUGCUGCCGCCGCACAGAGAGAGGCCGAGCAGCGCGAUGUACACCAACAUCACAGACAAUGGACAGCCACCAAACUUCCAGCGGGCUUUGUUCCACCAGGUGAUCGGUCCAUGCAAACCCUGCAGCGACCCAAACCUCUCUGUGGCUGAGAAAGGGCAACACCUGUCGAUGCACUUUGACGCUUUCCACCACCAGGUCAGCGACCUCCCUCCAGCUCUCCCCGCGCGCUCUUUAAGAAAGUCUCCCCUGCAUCCUAUACCUGCCUCGCCCACCAGUCCACAGUCCAUCCUGGAUGGCAGUAACUCCAACCUGUCAGGCAGCGCCAGCUCCGGAGUCUCCUCCCUCAGUGAGAGCAACUUUGGUGGCCCCGCCUCCUCCUCUGACCCCACCGCCAGCCGCACAGACACCCUGGAGUCCGUCCCCAGCAGCCAGGCUUGGACCACCGACCAGGAGGACCUCGACUCACCUUACCAGCCCGUCAGGUACAGCGUCUCCGAACCUGAAGUCCUGGAUGGAGUCAAGCCCCCGCCCUGCCGCAGCCACUCUGCCCCGGGAGGCGUCACCCCGGCUCAGGUGGGGUCCCAAAUCCAACCCCAGGCUCCGGGUUCGACCUCCAUCGGAGUUCAACAAAUGCAGCAGCAGGAUGUGCCGCCACACCCACAACACCCCCACUACUACCACCAACUCCACCAUCACUUCCACCCACACUACAUCCCCCACCACCCGCCUCUCUACCACUUCCAUGAGCCUCCGGCGCUGCCCCCUAAACCCUACCUCCGAGAGGGCUGCAUCCCUGAAGAGGACUCCCUGAUCAGCCAGUCUGCAGCGCCUCCACCUCCUGCACCGCGGCCCAUGCCACGCAAGAUCUCCCAGCCCAUAAUCGCAGCCACCAAGGAUGAGCAGGCUAAAGUGGCGUGGGAGCACGGCAUCGGCGAGGAGUAGGACGCCCCCUCAUGGUUUAUAGGGACAGAUAAGAAACUCUUCUCAAAAGAGAGAAAGAAAAGACGUGAGAGCGAGAGCCAAACUAAAAACUGGGUCAUGAAGUUGAGGGUAGCUCCGAUUCGCCCCCAGCUGUCCUCCA